This is a messenger RNA of Sitodiplosis mosellana (orange wheat blossom midge), 2562 nucleotides long. It is a transcript of the gene scro, whose product is annotated as thyroid transcription factor 1. Gene Ontology annotation, biological process: regulation of transcription by RNA polymerase II; cell differentiation. Bases 1195 to 2466 code for a protein of 423 amino acids. The record is from RefSeq and is a predicted model, not a curated record. NCBI's taxonomy places the organism in Eukaryota, Metazoa, Arthropoda, Insecta, Diptera, Cecidomyiidae. Gene Ontology annotation, molecular function: RNA polymerase II cis-regulatory region sequence-specific DNA binding; DNA-binding transcription factor activity, RNA polymerase II-specific. The transcript is spliced from 6 exons. Gene Ontology annotation, cellular component: nucleus.
AGUUUGUUGUACAGUGUCAUAGAACCUCUUAUUUCAUUUUAUGAAUUCGUGUCGAGUGGUUAUCGUGGCCAAAAAGGUGUUGAAUUUUAUUAUUAUUAAUUUGUUCUAUCACUGGAACAGUGUGUACCAUUUAUUUACUUUUUAAACAUUUUUUCCGCUCAUCAAAAAUUGUAUCAUUUUAUUGAUAUAAUAAUAAUUAAAAAAAAAACACUAAAGCAAGCAAAAAAAGAAAUAAAUCACCAACGGAAGUUUAUCAAAAGAAAUCCUGAAGACAAACUGGACUGCGAACAAUUUGUAAGCACACAAAUGGCCAAAAACCUGAACAAAACUCUGGCGAUCGCAUCGAAUCAAAUUUAUAUGUAAACACACACUCAAAAACAAGCAAACGAAUUCUUAUUUUCGAAAUACCAUUCACGUGAUACACAACAAACGACAGAAAAUAAAUCAGCAUUUUGAUUUGUAAUUCAUAAAUGUGACCUGAACAAAAUUAAUUUUUGUGAUUUUUGUGCACGGCUUGGAAUAAUGGCUGGAUGAAAUAAACCGCGCGAAAAAAAAAAUAGAUAGAGAGAAAGCGAAAAAAAAGAUCAAGACAUUGAAUAAAGUUACGGCCACAAAUGAUGCCAUUGGUGUAUUAAUCCGUUAAGUGUGCGUGUAUAAACUUUUAAAUAUUAAUUUCAGUUCAAUGUUCUGUGUACGAAUAUUUCACGGGUUUCGUUUCUGAAAAACAAGAACUGUUGCAAUCCGUAACAAGCAAAUAUACUCGCAUAUUAUUCCAUUUUCGAAAAUCGAAAUGAUUUGAAUUGUAAGCGUGCACAAACUAAAAUCAAAAAAAUAAGUGUAAAAUAUCAGCAAUUUAUGCAAUAAACCUUACGCAAUCCUACAAAAUACUUUGAUCCAAGAAGCGUUUUUACCGUUUCUUUUUUUGUUUUAUUUGGUGCGAUAGUAUUUUUUUGAUCGCAUCGAUUUGAAGACAAACGAAAUGCUAAUGAUCGACCAUCAGUGUGAUUGUUUAUGAUCAGAAAUUGACUCAUAUAUUUAAAAAAAAAAAACAGCCAAAAAAAAAUAAGAUAGAAAAGAAAAACUGUAUGCAAAAGAAGAGGAAGAACUCAUUCAAGAAUAACAAGAAACUUAUUAGCGAUUGAAUUGCUAUCGACACAACACCACGCUGAACGCUUUUUACAUAGAAAGAAACGCAUGUCAACUAUACUGGCAAUCAAUUCUGGAACCUUUACGGAGGAUCCUCAGGAGCACAAUCUUCUUCAAGAUUUAAAUGGCGUUGAUUUCGUUAUGAGCUUAUCGCCAAAAUCGUCGAACAGUCAUAAUUUAGCUAGUUUACAACACUUACAAAGUCUACAUCACCAAAACGCAUUGCAUAACCAUUCGACGCCAUUCAGCGUUACCGACAUACUCAGUCCAAUCGAAGAAUCGUACCGUAAAUUGGAAUUAAGUAGCACGAAUCCGCCGUCGCCUUACAGGUUCGUUCAUUUUGAAUCAAAUUCAAGUGGUAGUAGUGUAAAUUCGCCAAGUGCUUUAGGAAACAGUUCCAGUAUGGCAAAUCCAUAUGCAAUGACUCCACUUUAUCACAGUCCAGGUGUUCAAAGCUACUGUGGACCAUCUGAUAACUUAUCCCUAGCCGGUCAUUACACAGAUAUGCGCAGUUCGGCUGGAUGGUAUGGAUCGACAGCAAACGAUCCACGAUUUGCAAUAUCACGAUUGAUGGGUGGCUCAGCAAGCGGAUCGAUGGGUCAUAUGGGUAAUAUGGGUGGUUUGGCUGCUUGUAGCGUCUCUGAUACAAAACCAAUGCAAUUCCCUUUGGCACAAAGACGAAAAAGGCGUGUACUAUUUACUCAAGCUCAGGUUUAUGAAUUAGAGAGACGUUUCAAACAGCAAAAGUACCUUUCAGCGCCGGAACGUGAGCAUUUGGCGAGCGUCAUCCAUCUAACACCAACACAGGUGAAAAUUUGGUUUCAAAAUCAUCGAUACAAAUGCAAACGCCAGGCCAAGGAGAAAGCAAUGGCUGAACAAAACCAACAUAAUCAGUCAGCCAGUUCACCUCGACGUGUUGCCGUACCCGUAUUAGUUAAAGAUGGUAAACCGUGUUCGAACAAUUCGAACAAUAGUAGCCAACCAGCGCAGGCACCGAAUCAACAAAAUCAACAUCAACAACAGCAACAAGCCCAGCAACAGCAGCAACAAUUGAACAGUAAUACCACACCGUCGAACAAUAACAAUGUAAUCGUUGUUGGCGAUGUAUCCAACACACUAACACAUUCACCCGAUACAUCAUCGACCUUAUUGUCCAGCUACAAUGGUGUUCAGCAUUCGCAAAUGUUGCAACAACCUUGCAACAAUUCAUUGAUGUCGAGCAGCUUAGCGAUGGCAUAUCGAAAUCAAAAUAAUUUCAUGGGAAAUAGCCACCAACAACAAUGCGGCAGUUACAUACCCAUGCAGGGACGAGCUUGGUAACUUUAAAUUUUUACUUUAACACAAACACAAAAUAAAUAAACGAAAAGAGAGUAAGAGAAAGAGACAGAGAGACAGAGAGACAGAGAGAGAGAGAGA